This is a messenger RNA of Staurois parvus, 368 nucleotides long. The record is from the annotation of a GenBank genome assembly. NCBI's taxonomy places the organism in Eukaryota, Metazoa, Chordata, Amphibia, Anura, Ranidae.
UCCCACUGCGCAUGUGCGAGAAGCGCUGCGCUUUGUGAAUGGUCCGGUGUCUUCUGGGACACAUGACAGGUCCCAAAAGAUGCCGGGCCAUUCACAAAGCGCAGCGCUUCUCGCGCAUGCGCAGUGGGCACCCGGCUGUCAAAUCUCUGGUCAUCUCCUGUACUAUGUCUGCAGUCUCUGGUCAUCUCCUGUACUAUGUCUGCAGUCUCUGGUCAUCUCCUGUACUAUGUCUGCAGUCUCUGGUCAUCUCCUGUACUAUGUCCGCAGUCUCUGGUCAUCUCCUGUACUGUCCCCGCAGUCUCUGGUCAUCUCCUGUACUGUGUCCGCAGUCUCUGGUCCUUCUCCUGUUCUGUGCCUGCAGUCUUUGG